UAACUUUCCUGAUUUAGGAUUUAUUCGUUCAACAGGAGAAUACUUUACAGCAGUCGAAUUGAGCGAAAUCGCUAAAAACUUGGAUCAGGCUGAACAGGCUGCCCUACAAGAGGGGAACGAACAGAUACCAACCGAAUUGUUAAGGGAAAAUGUAUCGACACAAAAGAGUCAAAACAUGGAUGAUUCUGGAUUCUUUUCAGUACAAGUAUUGAGUCAUGCAUUGAAGGUGUGGGGCCUCGAACUUGUACCAAUUGGUUCGGAAGAAAGCCGUGCUUCAAAGAAGAUUCCAGAGGAAGAAGAAGCUUAUAUAUGCAAUCUUCGCGAACACUGGUUUACUCUUCGUAGAUUCGGCGGAAUAAAAUCAAGAUGGUAUAAUUUGGAUUCUCUAUUACAUGGUCCUGAAUGGAUUAGUCAGAUUUAUUUAGGAAUGCUACUCAAUCAAUUGGAAACUGGUGGUAUACUUCCAACAAGCCAAGCUGAUGAAUACGCUAUAUCACACCCAGAUCCUAUUGUACAACUUUCGAAGGGUCAUAAUUCUUAUGACAGUGACUUAGAUAUGGCAAUUGCAGCAAGUCUUAAAAGUGCUGAAACAACCGACCGAGCAGAGAAUUUAAAUAACACCCAUCACCAAGAUCUUAAUUCAAAAAGCUCAGCUAAUGAACUGUCCAUUGAUGAUUUGCGCGCGAAAAGGCUAGCAAAAUUCGAAAAUAAGA
This is a messenger RNA of Racocetra persica, 713 nucleotides long. The record is from the annotation of a GenBank genome assembly. NCBI's taxonomy places the organism in Eukaryota, Fungi, Glomeromycota, Glomeromycetes, Diversisporales, Gigasporaceae.